ACUUGAAGGCGGGAGGGCAGGGGAACGAACUGGCGGGAGAGGCGGAAGCCCAGCGGCGCGGCGAGGGUCUCGAAGGGGGAGCUCUGAGAGGCCCCCUCCCGCUCUGGGUGGCGCGGGCAGAGGUUUCAUACACCUGAGAGAAGAGAAUGUCAAGACGCAGUAGCCGAUUACAAGCUAAGCAGCAGCCUCAGCCCAGUCAGACGGAUUCCCCACAAGAAACCCAAUUAAUUCAAGCCAAGAAGAGAAAAACAGCCCAGGAUGUCAAAAAAAGAAAAGAAGAAGUCACCAAGAAACAUCAGUAUGAAAUUAGGAAUUGCUGGCCACCUGUAUUAUCUGGGGGCAUCAGUCCUUGCAUUAUCAUUGAAACACCACACAAAGAAACAGGAACAAGUGACUUCUCCAGAUUUACAAAUUACAGAUUUAAAAAUCUUUUUAUUAAUCCUUCACCUUUGCCUGAUUUAAGUUGGGGGUGUUCAAAGGAUGUUUGGCUAAACAUGUUAAAAAAAGAGACCAGAUAUGUUCAUGACAAACAUUUUGAAGUUCUUCAUUCUGAUUUGGAACCACAGAUGAGGUCAAUACUUCUAGACUGGCUUUUAGAGGUAUGUGAAGUAUACACACUUCAUAGGGAAACAUUUUAUCUAGCACAAGACUUUUUUGAUAGAUUUAUGUUGACACAAAAGGACAUAAAUAAAAACAUGCUUCAACUCAUUGGAAUUACCUCUUUAUUCAUUGCUUCCAAACUUGAGGAAAUCUAUGCUCCUAAGCUUCAAGAGUUUGCUUAUGUUACUGAUGGUGCUUGCAGUGAAGAGGAUAUCUUAAGGAUGGAACUCAUGAUAUUAAAGGCUUUAAAAUGGGAACUUUGCCCUGUAACAAUCAUCUCCUGGCUCAAUCUCUUCCUCCAAGUUGAUGCUCUUAAAGAUGCUCCUAAAGUUCUCCUACCUCAAUAUUCUCAGGAAAAGUUCAUUCAGAUAGCUCAGCUUCUAGAUUUAUGUGUUCUAGCCAUCGACUCAUUAGAGUUCCAGUACAGAAUACUGGCUGCUGCUGCCCUGUGCCAUUUUACCUCUGUUGAAGUGGUUAAGAAAGCCUCAGGUUUGGAAUGGGACAACAUUUCAGAAUGUGUAGCUUGGAUGGUGCCUUUUGUAAAUGUAGUAAAAAAUAAUAGUCCAGUGAAGCUGAAGGUAUUUAAGAAGAUUCCUAUGGAGGACAGACACAAUAUCCAGACACAUACAAAUUAUCUGGCUAUGCUGGAUGAAGUAAAUUAUAUAAAUACCUUCACACAGCAGGGACAGUUGUCACCAGUGUGCAAUGGAGGCAUUAUAACACCACCGAAGAGCACAGAGAAACCACCAGGAAAACACUAAAGUUAUCUAAACAACAAACUGGAAUUGACUAAGUAUUGGGCAGAAUUUCACUUAAGUACUAAAGUUUUACAGGAAAAUAGUGCUAUGACUGUCCUAGCCGAUUCAGAAGUUUCACUACCAUUCUUCAAUUGAAAAAUCAUUUAAAAUUGCAUUAAGGAAGAAAUGUAUUCCUAUGUUAGCUGUUCAAAGAAACAGCAAGACCUGUUUACAAAUAUGACUUCAUUCCCACAGUGACUGGAUAUAAGCCAGUUAUAAUUUACGCCAUAGCAAAAAAAAAAAAAAAAAAUUUAGGGGGCGGAGAUCAAGUGUUACUGUAUUUAUCUUGAUAAACUAGCCAUUCUGUCAUUGGAGUUUUGGACGAAGGUGCUAUCUUAAAGGGAACAUUAAAUGGCACAAUACUUGACUAGUGCAAUUUGGUUCUGGAGAAUGAAAUUGAUAAUUGUUUACAAAGAUUCAAUUUUGUAAUAAGGUGACUAAUUUAUCUACAGCUGCUGUAGAGACUAUUAUAAAACUUGAAUUUUUACAAAGGGUGAACUUUAGUCUGUCUUUUAACUAGUUUAUCUGCCUUGCCAUAACAUUUUUUUUUUUUUACCAGUAACGCUUUAGAUGAACAUGGUGUUUAAACUGUGCUCUAAACAGUGGGAAUACCAAAGAAAUUAUAAACAAGAUAAAUGCUGUGGCUCCUAUUGGGGACUUUAUUUGACAAAGUUGCUUUAAAAUAAGCCUUUUUGUAUAUCACAAUUUGGGUGUCAAAUCUAAGUACCCUUUCAAACUAUUUAUAUGAAAAAGUCACUUUAUUACUCUAAGAUAUCCUUAAGGAUUUUUUUUAAUUUAGUGUGAUUAAGACUAUUUAUAUUUUACAAAACAGUUAAGGUCCUUUUCAAAUUCCUACAUUAUUAGUUAAGGACAGUGUCAAAAUGAUUAGGCUUACCACUUGACCUAAACUUCUAUUUUCUUAAGACAGAAAUGUAUUAAAUGUAUACUGACUCCUAGAAAUCUAUUUAUUAAAACAAAAAACUUGACAUAAGAAUUUGCUGUAUAUAGACUAGCUAUUUUAUCUACAUAAAUAUAUUAGUUUUUAAUGAAUUCCAGCCUCAAAAAUGGGCGUAAUUAGAAAACAAAAUUAUACUAGAUUGCUAGUUUAUUAACAGAUAUGACUGUUAAUUUCUUCUUCUUGUGAAGAAAUUAUAAAUUAAGCUAUUAUGGUAUUGUCUUCUGUUUAGUUAUUGUUUAUGAACUAAUGUUUUAAUAUUUUCUCUGGAAAAAAAAUACACCACUAAAUGUAUACAUAUGUAUUAUAUAAACUUAAUCUUUUAAUACUGUGUACUUUCAGCCCAUUGUUUAAAAAAUAAAGCUACUUAAAAGUAAA
Talpa occidentalis (Iberian mole) is the source of this 2730-nucleotide messenger RNA. It is a transcript of the gene CCNE2, whose product is annotated as cyclin E2. The record is from RefSeq and is a predicted model, not a curated record. The transcript is spliced from 12 exons. Gene Ontology annotation, molecular function: cyclin-dependent protein serine/threonine kinase regulator activity. Bases 147 to 1361 code for a protein of 404 amino acids. Gene Ontology annotation, cellular component: cytoplasm; centrosome; cyclin E1-CDK2 complex. Lineage: Eukaryota; Metazoa; Chordata; Mammalia; Eulipotyphla; Talpidae. Gene Ontology annotation, biological process: regulation of cyclin-dependent protein serine/threonine kinase activity; G1/S transition of mitotic cell cycle.